AUGCCCCCCACUGAACCCGCGUCAACAUCGCCAAAUUCGGAGCCCAUUGAAAUGACUGUCGAAUCGGCUGUCGAAGUGGAAUGCUUGGAACAAUACGAGCAUCAACUUGGACGAUUUAAAGACGAACGAGAUCGAAUUCAAAAGAAAACAUUCACGAAAUGGGUCAACAAACAUCUUUCAAAGGCAAAUUCGAGAGUCGAGAAUUUAUUCGAAGAUCUGAGGGAUGGCUUUCAUUUAUUAACUCUUCUUGAAGCUUUAUCUGGAGAAAGACUACCUCGCGAAAACGGCUACACCCGUUUCCACCGAAUACAAAAUGUGCAAUAUUGUCUGGAUUUUCUCAGGAACAAAAAUGUGAAAGUCGUGAAUAUCCGAGCCGAGGACAUUGUCGAGGGAAACGCGAAAUUGACUCUCGGUCUCAUCUGGACGAUCAUUCUCAACUUCCAGGUUUCCCAAAUCAGAUGGACCCAGGAUUCGAGCGGGAAUUUCCCCACACAG
Molecule: messenger RNA, 495 nt
Organism: Mesorhabditis belari
Lineage: Eukaryota; Metazoa; Nematoda; Chromadorea; Rhabditida; Rhabditidae
Source: the annotation of a GenBank genome assembly